This is a messenger RNA of Oryza brachyantha (malo sina), 1508 nucleotides long. RefSeq names its product GDSL esterase/lipase EXL3-like. The transcript is spliced from 2 exons. Bases 213 to 1313 code for a protein of 366 amino acids. Gene Ontology annotation, molecular function: hydrolase activity, acting on ester bonds. The record is from RefSeq and is a predicted model, not a curated record. Lineage: Eukaryota; Viridiplantae; Streptophyta; Magnoliopsida; Poales; Poaceae.
GGCGGUGUUUACUGCACACCAUGCAUCUAUAUAGCUCUCUCUAUGGAGUACUCCAUACACACACACACAAGCUUUGUACUAGCUAGUUGCUAAUAUUACUAGUAAGUGCAGUUGAUAUUAUUGUAUAUAUAGCUCCUAGCUUCCAGUUCCCUCACUCGCAGUUGCAGGCAGGCACUUAGCUAGUUACUGGCCGUCGAUCAGAUCAGUUGCAUAUGCGUGCGGCAGCCACAAUGCAGCGGCACACCGCCUUCUUCCUCGUCGUCGUCGUCGUCUUGUCGCCGGCGACGGCAACGGCAAAGGGGCCGGGGAGGAAUAAGAAACCAGCUUCAUCGCCGGCGCUGAUCGUGUUCGGCGACUCCAUCGUGGACCCAGGCAACAACAACGGCAUCAACACCAUCAUCAAGGCCAACUUCCCUCCCUACGGCCAUGACUUUCAGCAGAACCACAGCCCCACCGGGCGUUUCUGCAACGGACGCAUUCCCACCGACUUCAUCGCCUCUCGGCUGGGGAUCAAGGAGCUCCUGCCGGCGUACCUUUCGCCGGACCUGGAGACGCAGGACCUCCUCACCGGCGUGAGCUUCGCGUCGGGCGGCACCGGGUUCGACCCGCUGACGCCGCGGCUGGCGUCGGUCAUCUCCAUGCCCGAGCAGCUGGUGCUGUUGGAGCAGUACAAGGAGCGGGUGCGGGGCGCCGCCGGGGAGGCGAGGGUGGCAGAGAUAAUGAACAGGGGCAUCUUCGCCAUCUGCGCCGGCAGCGACGACGUGGCGAACACCUACUUCACGAUGCGGGCGCGGCCGGGGUACGACCACGAGUCGUACGCGGCGCUGCUGGUGCACCACGCGGCGGCGUUCGUGGACGAGCUGGUGAAGGCCGGGGCCCGGAAGGUGGCGAUGAUCGGGAUGCCGCCCAUCGGGUGCGUGCCGUCGCAGAGGACGCUGUCGGGAGGGAUGGAGCGGGGGUGCUCGGAGGGGCACAACGAGAUCGCGGAGGCGUACAACAGCGGGAUGAAGCGGAGGAUGGAGGAGAUGGCGAGGAGGCAGCCCGGGACGAAGCUGGUGUUCAUGGACAUCUACGGCUUCCUUCUUGACAUGAUGAUGCGCCCCACGGCGUACGGCUUCACCCAGUCCACCAUGGGCUGCUGCGGCACGGGCCUCCUCGAGGUCUCCGUCCUCUGCAAUGGCGUCACCUCCUCCGUCUGCGACCGCGUCGGAGACUACCUCUUCUGGGACAGCUACCACCCCACCGAGAAGGCUUACAGCAUCCUCACCGACUUCGUCUACGACAAGUACGUCAAGAAGCUCCUCCUCGACUAGAAUACUCCACAAAAGGUGGUAUUAGUCAAGUCGUUCGUAAUCCAAAAGGUAUUCGAGUAGCUAGUGUAGUACUACUAGUAGUUUAUACUGUAUGUACUGUACUGCUGAUGAUCUGUCUCGCGCUAUCUUCUUCCCGGCCGAUACAUGCUCUCUGUUUUAACCUCAUUGAAUGUUGCUGCUCCUUCCUCGGGCCAA